Messenger RNA from Stomoxys calcitrans (stable fly), 4842 nucleotides. RefSeq lists its product as uncharacterized. The transcript has 2 exons. The record is from RefSeq and is a predicted model, not a curated record. NCBI's taxonomy places the organism in Eukaryota, Metazoa, Arthropoda, Insecta, Diptera, Muscidae. Bases 1 to 2943 code for a protein of 980 amino acids.
AUGACACCUUGCCGUCAACUUCGACCAAUGCCGCAUCAAACCGCCGCCAUUUUGCUGCUACUGCACCGCCACCAAACCGAAAAUACGUCAACGUCACUGUCAGCCAAUGUCCAGUAUGUAAGGGGUGAGUGCACUAACAUAAAACACUGUACAGAAUUUUUAAACAUGUCCAUCGACAAAAGAUGGAACACUAUAAAAGGGCUCAAGAUUUGUUUUUGUUGUUUAAAACGUGGACAUCAAGUUAAAUUUUGCCACACAAAACGCCGUUGUGGCGUUAAUGAUUGCCCAAAGCCACACAACAAUUUAUUGCACAGUACACUUUCACAAUCACAACCGGAGCCAGCGACCGAGCCAACUCAUUUGUCCACGACGGGUGGGACACAAAAUAACCGCACGGUCACGUCCGAAGCACAACGACCACAAACCGAAAGACGAAAUUGCCAUGCAGCUCAUUCUCCCGAUAAUGUGAUUUUCCAGAUUUUACCCAUAACUUUGUAUGGGCAGCACAAAACAAUAAGCACUUACGCCUUUAUUGACGACGGCGCCAACGUUUCUAUGCUGGAUCUGGAAAUAGCACGAGAACUUGAACUCCAUGGAGAACCUGAGCACUUGGAGCUGCAAUGGCUUAAUACUCACCGCGUAACACAGAAAACGGAAAAAAUUCGCGUGACCAUCAGUGGAGUUGGCCAAUUUAAUAGAAAAUACUUACUUUCCAAUGUUUACGUUUCAUCGGAUAUGUCAUUGCCAGUACAGAGUUGCCACAUAGCUCAUUUUAUGAAAUCCCAAAAAAGUGACAAAAUCGCCAAUUUAAAUAUGCGGGAUUAUUCUAAUGUUCAACCAAAAAUGAUUUUAAGCUUAACCCAUUCCUUCCUAAAAGUUCCCAUUGAGACGCCUACACUUUUAUCCGAAUUUGGACCCAUUGUGUCAACCACCAGAUUAGGCGCUGUUAUAUAUGGACCAAUUCCUGGUGAAGAACCAACAAACAUAAAGAGGGCUUUACACGUAAGGAAGUGUGUGUACCAAAAUGAUGUUUUGAAGGAGUUGAGCGAUAUGAUGCGUGGUUAUUUUGAUGUGGAGACCCUUGGAACCAAAAUACCCGUGAAACCUAUAAAAUCCAAAGAAGACGAGAGAGCAAUGGGCAUAUUGGAAACAAACACAAAGCAAGUAAAUGGCCGAUAUGAAUGUUCGUUGUUGUGGAGAGAAGAUGUGAGACCGAUCCCUGACUCAUACAACAUGGCUUUGAAUCGUUUGUACUCUGUGGAACGUAAGAUGGCAAAAGACAGUGAGUAUAAAAUGGAAUAUUGCGAUAAAAUAGCAGAUUAUGUUAAAAAAGGAUAUUGCCGUAAAUUAUCGGAUGAAGAAAAAUCUAUAAUGCGCGAACGGACCUUUUAUUUGCCCCAUUUUGGUGUACUAAAUCCAAAUAAAAAAGGAAUUCGGCUGGUUUUUGAUGCGGCGGCCGAGGUUAUGAACUUCUCAUUAAACAAAGCCUUACUUCCUGGUCCUGACAUUAAUAACUCAUUAAUUUCAAUUCUUUUUAAAUUUAGAGAAUCCCCCAUUGCUGUAUGUGGUGACAUACAAGAGAUGUUUCACCAGAUCGCCAUUGCCAGGAAAGACCAAGAUAGCCAAAGAUUUCUGUGUAGAGAUGGCAAUCCUGAUCAGCCUGUGGACACUUAUGUUAUGGAAAGGCUUAUUUUUGGAGCCACCUGUUCACCAACCAUUGCCCAAUAUGUCAAGAAUAAAAAUGCGACAAAAUACAUCGAAAAGUCACCAAGAGCCGUCCAUGGUAUCAUCGAACGUCAUUAUGUGGAUGAUUAUGUCGAUUGUUUCGAAACUGAAGAUGAAGCCCUUAAUAUUGUUCGCGAAGUGGUAAGGAUCCAUAAAUCCGGUGGUUUCCAUCUUCGCAACAUAAUAUCCAACAGUGAACGAGUGGCAAUACUAUGUGGUAAUAAUCCUGGCAAUGGCGAGAACAGUGGCAACUUUCUUUUUGGUGACAGCAUAGAACGGGUACUCGGUAUUCAUUGGGCACCAAAGACAGAUGAUUUUUGUUUUCAUUUGCGUUUGGCCAAAGUGGACAAAAAUAUAUUAAAUUUUACAAAGGUGCCAACAAAAAGGGAGAUGCUCGGCCUAAAUAUGUCCGUAUACGACCCAUACGGAUUCCUGUGCGACUUUAUGGUGACGUCAAAGGUGCUAAUGCAGAAGGUCUGGAAAUGUGGGGUAAGUUGGGACGAGCAAUUGCCGUCAGAAAUUUAUAGCCAGUGGAAGUACUGGUUGGAGCAGUUAUCGAGAUUGGUGGAAUUUAAGAUUCCAAGAUGUUACGCCGGUGGUUUUAGCAGCAGCAAUGUUGAUCUACAUGUCUUUGUGGAUGCAAGCGAAGAGGCUAUGGCAGUUGUGGCAUAUUGGAGAGUGGUAAGUGUCAGUGGUGUUAAAGUGAUGUUUGUAAUGGGCAAAACAAGCUGUGCCCCGACACGGUAUCACACAAUACCAAAACUGGAAUUGCAAGCUGCUGUAAUGGGCGUUCGAAUGAAAGAGGCCAUAUUAAAAAACCAUUUGUGCUGUGUUAAUAAUGUUUUCUUUUGGUCAGAUUCUUUUACGGUGAUACAGUGGAUUCGGUCAGAUCACCGAAGAUACAAGCAAUAUGUGGCAAAUCGUGUGGCUGAGAUAUUGGACGGCAGCAGCAUUGAACAAUGGAGGUGGUGCCCUGGUAACGAGAACACUGCAGACGAAGGAACUCGCUCAAAACUGUUCAAGCCAUAUGAACCCGAAGGACGUUGGAAAAAUGGACCAACGUUUUUGCUGAAGGCGGAAUCGUAUUGGCCGAGUGAGGUGCACAAUCAAAUGAAAAAGGAUGAAAGUGGCUCAGAACUGCGAUCCAAGCACAGAGUUCUGAAGGCUGAAACGGGCUAUGGCAUGGGUGUUCCGGUAUGUGCAAAACAUGAGGCGUAAAAUCAAAGGUGAGGCGUUGUUCUUGUGUGAUCUGUCCCUGGAAGAAGAAGAGAAUGCCGUGUCUUAUCUGUGCCGUCAUGUGCAACGUCAACAAUACGAAGACGAACUUGAGGACCUGAAAAAACAACACUCAGUGAGCCAAAGCAGCCAAUUAUUGUCGCUGAAUCCCUUUGUUGGCCAAGAUGGCUUAAUUCGUGCGUCUGGGAGAAUCCAAAAUGCUGCCUUUUUGAAUCUGGAAGCCAGGCAGCCCAUAAUUUUGCCGAAAAAUCAUCGGUUCACCAGGUUAUUGGUGGAAUUCUACCACAGAAAGUUCCUGCACAUCAACACUGCCACUGCUAUGAGCGAAAUACGUCAAAAGUACUGGGUGCCAUCACUGCGUCAACUAUUAAAUAGCAUCCAGAGCCACUGUUCCGCCUGCAAACUUCGUCGAGCCAGGCCACGUCAACCCCAGAUGUCUGCCUUACCGAUGGAGAGGGUGACCCCAUACGUUCGAGCCUUCACAUACACAGGACUUGAUUAUUUUGGCCCAGUAAGUGUUGGAAUCCGCCGUCAACGUGAGAAAAGGUGGGUUGCUCUUUUUACCUGCUUUACAACCCGUGCCAUCCACCUGGAGAUUGCCACAGACCUGUCCAGCGAUGCUUGCCUGAUGUGUAUCCGCAACUUCAUUAAUAGAAGAGGUGUCCCUGUAUCCAUAAGAAGCGACAACGGGACCAAUUUUGUUGGCAUAGCAAAGGAAUUACAAGGUAUUGAUAUGUUUUUGGAUACUAAUAGUCUCUCUUCAGAUUUGACGGCAUUGGGCAUCAAAUGGAUAUUCAACACUCCGUUGAAUCCAAGUGAAGGCGGCGUAUGGGAACGGCUUGUGCAGUCCGUGAAGAAGGCAUUGUACAUCAUGUUGAAAGAGCAGGCUCCAAAGCUCGAAACGCUCCAAUCGUUUCUAAUCGAAGCAGAGAACAUCAUCAAUUCGAGACCCUUGACUCAUCUACCUGUGACUCCCGAAGACCCGGAACCAUUGACCCCGAAUCAUUUUCUGCUUGGGUGCACUAAUUCAACCCAAACUCCGGCACCAUAUGAGCCCAGAUUGAUGUGUCUUCGAAAGCAGUGGCGUGUGGUGCAGAACUUAAAGAACGGCAUGUGGCAUCAAUGGCUGCGUGAAUAUCUUCCUGAGCUGACGAGAAGGACGAAAUGGUGUUUGCCAUCACAACCGUUGGACGUGGGCUGCCUUGUUUUUAUUUGUGACCCAGAUCUUCCAAGAAGCCAAUGGAAAAGAGGGCGUGUCAUCGAGCUCCAUCGCGGCAAAGAUGGUGUAGCACGUUCAGCCGAAGUGCGCACAGAUGUGGGUGUCUACCGCCGUCCUGUUUCCAAGUUGGCCAUACUAGACGUUGAAGACUCUGCUGGUGAAGGUGAAGCCUCCCCCUCUGGGUCAGUUCACGGGGGUGGGGAUGUCGUUUGAAGGCAACCCUGCUCGACGGUAACCCUGUUGUUGCAAAAUGCUGGUGCAACUGUCAGCAAUGAAGUACAAUGGCUGAAAUAUCCCAAGCCAAUUUGCGACAUAUCUUCAUUUUGUUUAUUGUUUUUGUUUAUUUUUAAGCCAAUUUUUUGUAUAAAUAGGCCCUUCUGGCAAAUACUUGUUCUUUUCUAUUCGUGAUACCAAAAAAACAUGUAAGUCGUGCUUUGCAUUUUUUGUUGUAAUUUUUAUUGAACUUGUUAAAGUUUUAAAGUGUUAAAUGUAAAUUUUAACUUGAAUCUUUAUUUAUUAAUAGUGAAUAAACAACACAUUAACGUAACCUCACACCUUAAACACACACACACACAUCAAAUGUACAACCCUUAUAUUUAAAAUACAAAACACAUAUCAAGCAAAAUAAAUAUAUCCAGCAGUUUCAUCAUUUCAAACAUAAA